Molecule: messenger RNA, 3216 nt
Organism: Babesia ovata
Lineage: Eukaryota; Apicomplexa; Aconoidasida; Piroplasmida; Babesiidae
Product: DNA polymerase delta catalytic subunit
Exons: 2
Coding region: 1-3216 (1071 amino acids)
Biological process (GO): DNA replication proofreading; DNA-templated DNA replication; nucleotide-excision repair, DNA gap filling
Cellular component (GO): delta DNA polymerase complex
Molecular function (GO): DNA-directed DNA polymerase activity; nucleotide binding; DNA binding
Source: RefSeq, a predicted model, not a curated record
AUGGCGACCCCUACGCAGUAUCAGGACGAAGUUAACGUCCAGAACUUGCGCACUAUCGAUGGAAUCGGUUGCCAUGACUUUUUCAAGCGCUUCUCACGGCCGCCGGUCGACGUGUCAUCGCUUCGCGAUAUCAUCAUGUUCCAAACCGAUGCGGACUAUACGAGCCGUUUUGAAAGAGUCGACUCUGAUGAGUGUUCUUCUGUCAUGGACAGCAACAGAAGCCAGCCGAAGUUCGCGGAAGUGCCAGUGAUCCGCCUUUACGGUGUGACACGGGAUCAGCACAGCGUACUGGUAAACGUGCGCAAGUUCAUGCCGUACUUCUACGUCGAAAAACCGCAUAACUUCAGGGAGGAGCACAUACCAUUGUUGAUGGACUUCUUCAACAAACACCUGAUGGACCAGCCGGCCUUCAAGAAGACGUGCCGCUUUGUUGUAAACAUCCAAGUGGUUCGCAUUAAACCUCUGAUGACCUAUCAGCCCAACGGAGAGCGCGACUUUUUGAAGGUCACAACAGCGCUUCCGCGUAUGGUCGCCGCACUCCGUAGCUUCUUGGAGUCGGGGGUGGCACUGCCUGUGAUGGAUCUGCCAGGCACUGGAAACACGAUGCGCAUUUCGUUCCCUCGUCAGGUCUGCGAGGCAAAUCUCCCUUACGUUCUGAGGUUUUUGCUGGACGCAAACAUCACAGGUGGAUGUUGGCUGCAGCUGCCAGAGGGAACUUACACAGUGGACAAAAGCAAGAGCAGCCACUGCAGCAUCGAGGUUACGACAGACUUCGAGAACCUGCGACCCAUGCCGAUAGAGGGCGAGUGGCAGUCAAUAGGGCCAAUCAGAACCCUAUCGUUUGAUAUUGAGUGUGUCAAAUUCACGGGACCUGGUUUCCCAAAUGCCACCAGCGACCCCGUUAUCCAAAUCGCAUCCGUUCUUCACACCCAUGGCGAUAAACUGGAUACCGCGCAGAAGUUUGUGUUCACUCUGAACGAAUGUGACGCUCUGCACGGUGCGCAUGUGCUCUGCUUUGACCGCGAGGAGGAUAUGCUCUCGGCCUGGAAGCAGUUCUUUACUGCCGCCGACCCUGACUUCCUAACGGGGUACAACAUCGUGAACUUCGACAUUCCGUACCUGAUCAACCGGGCGAAUGCGCUGCAUCUGGAAAAGUUCACGCAGCUGCCGCGCAUUAUACGCGCCAAUACGAGUGUGCGCGACGUCAUCCAGUCCAACAACAUGCUUGGCACUUACGAGAACAAGGAUAUCAACAUAGAGGGGCGCAUCAUUUUCGACGUCUACGACCUUGUGAGGCGCGACCACAAGCUCAAGUCGUACACCCUCAACUACGUCUCUUUCGAGUUCCUUAAGCAGCAGAAAGAGGACGUGCACCACUCCACGCUAUCAAAGCUGCAGUUGGGCUCGGCCGCCGACAGGCGGCGUAUCGCAAGCUACUGUCUGAAGGAUGCUAUACUCCCCCUACAGCUCAUUGAUAAGCUCUUGCUGAUGUAUAACUACGUCGAGAUGGCAAGAGUCACCUUCACACCUAUCAAGAUGCUGAUCAACCGAGGUCAACAGAUUCGAGUUACCAUGCAGAUCUACAGUCAAUGCAAGUUGAUGGGGUACGCGGUGCCCGUCGUUAAUGCGGCGCAAAGGGCAUGGUCAAAUGAAGGCACUUACGAAGGUGGAACUGUCCUUGACCCGCAGAAGGGGUACCACAGAAACCCUAUUGCGGUGCUCGAUUUCCAGUCGCUAUACCCCUCGAUCAUGAUAGCGCACAACCUGUGCUACUCCACCAUCGUACCUCCUUCCGAAAUCGCCAGGUAUUCGCCGGACGACCUCACGUCAGUGCCGGGGCAUCCGGGGCUGCAUUUCAUAAAGGCGCAUGUGCGCAAGGGCAUGCUUCCCUUGAUUGUUGAAAAACUAAUCGAGGCGCGUAAAAAGGCCAAGGAGGAAAUGAAAACUUGUACGGAUCCCAUGUUGAAAAGUGUCCUCGACGGCAGGCAGUUGGCGCUGAAGAUCACCACAAACUCCGUGUACGGAUACACUGGCGCCUCCAACAGUGGAUUCCUCCCAUGUGUAGAAGUAGCUACGGCUAUCACGUCAUUCGGUCGUUUCAUGAUCGUCAACACCAAGGAGAAGGUUGAAAAGUACUUCACGGUAGCCAACGGCUAUGAGGCCGACGCCAAGGUCGUCUACGGUGAUACCGAUUCCGUCAUGAUCAACUUCGGGUGCAAAGACAUACAGCGAGCCAUUGACCUUGGUGUAGAAGCGGCCACCAAGGUUACAAGUGAGGCUGUGAAACCAAUCACACUCGUUUUCGAGAAAGUGUACCUGCCGCUGCUGCUGCUGGCCAAGAAGCGUUACGCCGGCCUCUACUACACAAAUGCUAAGACGUACGACAAAAUCGACUGCAAGGGUAUCGAAACCGUGAGGCGUGAUUUCUGUCUCCUGGUGCAACAGAUGAUGGAAAAAAUCCUACACAUGCUGCUGGUCGACCUUGACCUGAAAGGUGCCAUCCAGUUCGUCAAGAGCAAGAUCAGCCAGCUGCUGCGCAAUGAGAUCGACAUAAGCCUUCUGGUUGUCACCAAGUCACUUGGAAAGGUCGACUACGACGCACGGUUGCCGCAUGUCGAGCUUGCCAAAAAAUUACGCAACCGAGACCCCGGCAAGGCGCCAACGGUCGGGGACCGUGUAAGCUACCUCAUUGUCAAAGGCACUAAGGGACAGCCUCAAUUCGACCGCGCAGAAGAGCCGUUAUACGUCGUUGAGAACAACAUUCCAGUGGAUACUCAGCACUAUUUGGACGCGAUCAAAUCGACCCUUUUGCGUAUAUUCGAGGUUAUCAUGCCUAACCCAGAAUCGCUCUUCAGUGGGGAACAUACUCGCUACAUUACGAUGAGCUCCACGUGCGACAGUGCGCUCUCCAUGUUCAUGAAGAAGGUCGAACGCUGCCUGGGUUGCAAAAGCGUGAUCAAGGUUCCACCCUUCUGCGACCACUGCAGCAAGACCAAGCAGCAGCAGGUGAUGCUGCAGAAGUUAGAAGAACGCCGACAGAAGGAGGCCGACUACUUCGACCUGUGGUCGCAGUGUCAACGCUGCCAAGGCAGCCUGCACAACGAGGUCAUCUGCGACAAUCGCGAUUGCCCGAUCUUCUACAAAAGGGUUAGAACCGGCAAGGUGCUCACGGCGCUUGAGAACACGUUCCAGACGCUGCAUCUGGAGUACACGUGA